Durusdinium trenchii is the source of this 1263-nucleotide messenger RNA. Lineage: Eukaryota; Dinophyceae; Suessiales; Symbiodiniaceae. The record is from the annotation of a GenBank genome assembly.
AUGAAGCUGAAGUUCCGCAGCAGUCCAGCCAAACAAUUCUUGCACGACAUGGCCGAAGAAAAUAGGAAACGAUCGGUCAAUAUCCGCUCGCAUUUGGGACACCUCACAGAGGAUGAACGCUAUUCCUUGUACGUCUCCUAUUGUCCAGAGGUCGCUUCCCGGAAGCACCUCGAAGACAUGGUGGACAAUGCCUUCGAGGUCUGGGACACGCAGGUGAAGGGCCUCGGCUGGCGCGUGUCCUCCCACCUUGGUCAAGGAGGGGUUGAAGUUACUUCCGUGAAGUGGGAGGGGAUCGUUCAAGUGGACAUGGACGUGUCUGGCGGAAAGUGGAUUGAGAACAGUCCAAACUAUCGCCAGACUUGGAAGAAACUGAUGGUGAAUCCUUAUGCUCGGGUCCGCAAUGACGGUGAUCCGGAAUUGAGUUCAUGGCAGAACCCAGAGAUCGUGUCCUUCGUGGAUGAGUGGACGUACCCUGGCUUGAAGGAUGCAGAAGGGCAUCGUCACCCCAAGAUUCCGGAGAGCUUUACCGGAAUUUGGACUGGACCUUUCUCGCACCGCAACGAGUGCGAUGGAAAUUGCUGCGACGCGAGCGGAUAUUGCAGUUGCCCGGGAUGUCUUAGAAGGAGCAGAUCGGUGAAGUUCUCCCAGAUCUUCAAACUCAACGCACGCGGCAAGGAACCAGGUGAAUCGUGCAGUGCUGACGGGGAUUGCUUGAUGAACGCGUGUGCUUGGAGUGGCAACAAAGGGGUGCGCAAGAAACGCUGCUGCGUGGAUAAGGAUGCCUACAAAUGGUACGGUGCAUCCGGCAGCUACUGCCUGGACCAACCAAAGGAUUGGGACUGCGACGAUGACGUGGUUUGCGCCAAAGGGCUUUAUUGCGCGAAGUCGGGCACGGAAGGGCAUUCCUUCUGCCGGGAGGCAGCCUUGAAGCCGGGCGAUUUGUGUGACAAUCAGCACUCAGCGUGCACGACCAAGGCCUGCGCUAGGGUUGGGUAUCCAGAUUGGCAAUGGCAGUGCUGCAUUACAGAGGACUCCUACAAGACCUAUUUCAGUCGCCAAUGGUGCAUCAACCAGCCGGAGGGCUAUCCCUGCGACGUGGACAGUGUUUGUGGUACCGGUCUGACCUGUCAGAAGAUUCCAGCGACCAAAGGUGGCUCCAAGGGCAUGACGUACAGCUGUCAACGUCCCUCCAUGAAGGCUCCAAGAGCUGCCACCCGAUCGAUGAAGAAGCGAUCGCAAAAGAAGUGGCCGAAGAAGAGAUAG